Molecule: messenger RNA, 3020 nt
Organism: Myotis brandtii (Brandt's bat)
Lineage: Eukaryota; Metazoa; Chordata; Mammalia; Chiroptera; Vespertilionidae
Gene: IKZF5
Product: IKAROS family zinc finger 5 (Pegasus)
Biological process (GO): regulation of transcription by RNA polymerase II
Cellular component (GO): nucleus
Molecular function (GO): RNA polymerase II transcription regulatory region sequence-specific DNA binding; DNA-binding transcription factor activity, RNA polymerase II-specific
Source: RefSeq, a predicted model, not a curated record
CUGACUGACUCAUCUUGUUUUUCUAACCAAAGGGCAAAUUUUAAAGGACAGAUAAUCGGUAGAUUCAACUGCAGUCACAAAACAAAUAGAAAUACAACGAUACAGUGACUAGGAAACAGAGAACCAGUCCAAGGAAACAUGGGAAGAUGGGAAACAGCAGCGGAAACAGUCCUGGCCAUUAGUUAGUUCCUGCGGCCAUGGCCGCACGCUGUGUGGUCAGAUCGUCUAUAGUCUGUCCCCCCAGGUGUAACGACCUGUAAACUUUAAAAACAAGCCACACAAAACAAACAAGAUGGGCGAGAAGAAGCCAGAGCCUCUGGACUUCGUGAAGGAUUUCCAGGAGUACCUGACCCAGCAGACCCACCACGUGAACAUGAUCUCGGGGUCAGUGAGCGGGGACAAGGAGGCAGAGGCUCUUCAGGGAGCUGGGACAGAUGGCGAUCAAAAUGGACUUGACCACCCAUCUGUUGAAGUUUCCCUGGAUGAAAACUCAGGAAUGUUAGUAGACGGCUUCGAAAGGACCUUCGAUGGGAAGCUCAAGUGUCGUUAUUGCAACUAUGCCAGCAAAGGGACAGCCCGGCUUAUCGAGCACAUCAGAAUCCACACAGGUGAAAAACCUCAUAGAUGUCACUUAUGUCCAUUUGCCUCUGCUUACGAGCGUCACCUGGAAGCCCAUAUGCGUUCCCAUACAGGAGAAAAACCAUAUAAAUGUGAAUUGUGUUCCUUCCGCUGCAGCGAUCGAAGCAACCUGUCCCAUCAUCGACGGCGCAAGCAUAAGAUGGUGCCAAUCAAAGGUGCGAGGUCUUCCUUAAGCAGCAAGAAAAUGUGGGGCGUUUUACAGAAGAAAACCAGCAACCUGGGCUAUAGCAGAAGAGCAUUAAUCAACUUAAGUCCGCCUUCCAUGGUGGUUCAGAAGCCAGACUACCUUAACGAUUUCACCCAUGAAAUCCCCAACAUCCAGACGGACUCCUAUGAAAGUAUGGCGAAAAGCACCUCAACUGGGGGCCUACCCAGGGACCCCCAAGAACUCCUGGUCGACAACCCUCUCAAUCAGCUCUCCACUCUCGCAGGGCAGUUGUCCAGCCUGCCCCCUGAAAACCAGAACCCCGCGUCCCCCGACGUCGUGCCCUGCCCGGACGAGAAGCCUUUCCUGCUGCAGCAGCCCUCGGCCCAGGCAGUGGUUUCUGCCGUGGCCGCAAGUAUUCCUCGGAGCGCCCCCCCCCCCACCAGCCCGGAGCCCCGGCCGCCCCAGAGCCAGAGGAACUGUCCCGUGGCAGAUCCAAGCAGCGAACCCAGUGCCUACACGAGCACCCUGAGCAUAGGAAACAGCCAGCCGAGCACGCCCGCUCCGACCCUGCCGGCCCAGGACCCGCAGCUCCUGCACCACUGCCAGCACUGUGACAUGUACUUUGCCGACAACAUCCUCUACACCAUUCACAUGGGAUGUCACGGGUAUGAGAACCCUUUCCAGUGCAACAUCUGCGGAUGCAAAUGUAAAAACAAGUACGACUUCGCCUGUCACUUUGCAAGAGGGCAGCAUAACCAGCACUGACCGGAGCAGUCACAUUGCUCUGUCCUUGGUUUUGACUUUGUGCAUUUUUUAGUUUUGUGUAUUGUUGGUUUUUGUUGGUAGGGGGAGGACCCAUCCCUAAUAUGCUAAUUUAAAGUUUAUACAUUAUAUUUAUAGAAAAAAAAGUUGACAAUAGAAACAAAUGUUUCCCCCCUUUUUUUUUUUCCAUAAAAGUUUGGUCAGGGUCAUUUAUAUAUUAGAACAAUUAGACACAUUGGUGUCUGUUUUUUCCUUUUAUUUAGACUUUGAUGAUUGAAGUGCAAUCUUAAUCUUACAGGUAUUCAUUUAAACUCCCACAGUUAAGGUCCAUGUAGACUUCAAAGCUUGGUCCUAGUGGUGUUUCACUAUAUACGCAGCUAGAUGUCAUCUCUGCCAUAUUUAAAAAUGGUAGAAUAAAUCACUUUCUCACAAACUUUGUUACAACUUAUUUCCAUGUUUAGCAGAGGAAUUGCCUUUAAAAUUGCUCUUUAGAUAGUUGAAAUACUAUCUAGUUCACUUAGUUUAAGUUGAAUUGAUAGUUUCAACUGAUAGAAGUAAAGCUAUUUCAGUAUAUAGUAAACCUUUUUCUUUUUUUCCAUAAGGGGGGAUGUAAAACAGUUAAUUCUUUUAAAAUUAAAGCUAUAAAAAUUUGAGAGGAAUGUCCUGAAAUGAAAUAAAACAAGGCUUUACAUUGAAAAUGGAGUUUAAUAUUUGAAAACCUGUUUAUUCAGUCUCGUUUAAAAAUGCAUCAAUUUGCCAUUGGAUUCAUUUUAUUAUACUUGUAGUUUAUUUUAAAAACCACAAGUGAAUACAUGAGAAUGCUGGAAAUGUCAGGUGAUUACCUAUGAAGAUGCCUUUUUUGUUCUUUUAGUUUGAACCUUGUAUUUAAACGCUUUAUUCUGACGUCAUUACUGUCAGGUGAGCUUGACAAGGACAUUGAGUGUCUGUUCUCCCUCCUGUUCCUUUGAUGACCAAAGAGGUAAGUGACAGUCCCAUCUGGUUCCCGGAGACAGUCCUUCACGAAAUUCCGCUUCCUGUUUCCUGCCUCCGGCCUUGCACCCAUUUGUUGUCCAUAAUUUCUCAGAUGUGUGUAUAGGAACACAUGGGAAAUGGGAUGAAGUAUAUUUUUAAAAAUGAAACACAUCCAAAACGAAUUCUUCUCUUCAGAAUUGGCCCCUUAGAACACUUAGUGUGACUUCAAGUUGUGAUGCUCGUUGCCGUUGCACCAGUCUUUCCUUCGCGGCGACAGAGCCAUGGAAGCUGACUGCCUCGACACCUAGUGGGAAAGGACUUACCAUGUGAAAGUAGAUACCAGAUGCAUACAGACAGAUUUAACUUGUUUACAGAAAUAAGACGUGCUAAUUAAUCUAGAGGAAUUUUGAAUAGGAGGCUGUUGUUGACAUAUUGUGUAAUAACUCGCUUACCCUGAAGAGCGCUUGGUCAAACAAUAAACUUACUGUUUCUAACUGUU